AUGGGUAUGCCAGUAUGGCCAUUCCGGCCCAAGCUGAGUUCGGUUGUUGCCCUUCUAAUAAUAAGAAUCCUUAUCCCACAAGACGCAAACAAAGCGGACAAAGCGGCAAGCAAAACUCUAAGCGAAGGGUGGGGGGCGGCCAAUAUUCGCGCUGACCGCUUGUCGCAGCACGCAGCACACUUUGAGAGUUGGUUGGCGGCUGGCGACUGGCGGCUGGCGCCCGGCACCGCGAAGAGAGAAAAAACCCUCGGACAGCGCGCCAUGCGCCGCAGCGACUGAUUGGACGAGGAUGCGGGGAUGAGUGAUUGGUGGAAUGUAACUUGGCCCAUAUUAUUGUUCUUAUCUGGACCACCCUAGUAAGCCGUGUUUUAAAAGUCAAUGCCAUGGUCAACGCGUAUAGAUGGAUGUAUAAUUCACUAUUCAUAUUGGAUGCCCACAUAAAGACGUAGUACAUAGUAACUAAAGAUCGCCUUAUUCAUCCCGAUGGACUGGACAGAGCCG
Blastomyces dermatitidis ER-3 is the source of this 501-nucleotide messenger RNA. RefSeq lists its product as uncharacterized. The transcript is spliced from 2 exons. The record is from RefSeq and is a predicted model, not a curated record. Lineage: Eukaryota; Fungi; Ascomycota; Eurotiomycetes; Onygenales; Ajellomycetaceae. Bases 1 to 279 code for a protein of 92 amino acids.